This is a messenger RNA of Cheilinus undulatus (humphead wrasse), 6512 nucleotides long. RefSeq names its product NACHT, LRR and PYD domains-containing protein 3-like. Lineage: Eukaryota; Metazoa; Chordata; Actinopteri; Labriformes; Labridae. Gene Ontology annotation, molecular function: protein binding. The transcript has 15 exons. Bases 267 to 4049 code for a protein of 1260 amino acids. The record is from RefSeq and is a predicted model, not a curated record.
AUUAGAAAGAGAAGAGGAAGAAGGAGCGUCAGGCCUGUCUACUGUGUCAGAAAAACUGAUUAGUUAUUAAUGACCCUGAUGAAAUCAUGAUGGUCCGACUACAGGAGCUCUUCACACCGGGAUUGGCUCUGAGAGGAGGCGCGAACACGCUGCAGGUUACCCGCAGGAUGAGCCUCUAAACGCGGCUUCAGUCUCAUCGAAGAGCCGCUGAUGACGCACAUGUUUUCAGGUCCAAGUGUGUAAGCUGAGUCAAGAGCAUCAGAACCAUGGAAGCCCGGCUUCCUGAAACGUCUCUGUGUGAGGAACAUGAUCCAAGCCGGGACCCUGCUGAACACGAACUGAGCUGCGUGUCCUUGAAGAGUGACAUGUCAAAGGAUCAUUUCUAUGACUUUAAAAGGAAAGAGAAGACCAGUGAGAGAGUGGACGCUGCUGAACGUGAACCCAGCUGUCUGUCCUGCAGGAGUGCACAGUCCAUGGAUGCAGGUCUACAAUUUAAAGAAAAAUGCUCGUCAAGAGUAGGGCUCAAAGAGAAAGUGGAAGCAGCUGAAUAUGAACCUAGCUGUCUGUCCUGCAGGAGUGCAGCAUCCAUGGAUGCAGGUCUACAGUUUAAAAGACAGUGUUCGUCAGAAUUGGGGAUUAUUAAGAGACUGGACUCUGCUCAGCCUAAACUCAGAAGUAGGAGUGCACAGCUGCUGGGUUCACAUCAAGGAGUCAAAGGGCAAUGUCUCCAAAGAACGGCACCUAAAAGGAGACCAAAACCUGAACCUAGCUGUUUGUCGUUGAAGAGUGACCAGUCCAAGGAACACUUUUACGACUUCAGACAAAAAUGUUCACCCAACAAAAACAUAAGUAAAAGAUCUAACAGAAGACCAGACUCUGCUAAACUUAAACCCAGCUGUUUGUCCUUAAAGAGUGACAAGUCGAAGGAACACUUUCAAGACUUCAGCCGGCGACAUUUAACCAACCAAUACAUCAGGAUAAAGUCUGAAAAGGACAAGCAGCAGAGUUCAGAGAUCCUCAGUGGUCAAUCUGCCCAGCAUCAUCAAAAAGACCUGGACUCCAUAUUUGAGCACCUGGAGGAGAACAUUGUUAAUUAUGUAAAGAAUGAGCUGGAAAAGAUCAGAAGACUUCUGAAUUCAGAUUCUCAUAAACAAAUGAAAAAUUUGGUAGAGGACGAGAAGGAAUUAAAUGAUGAAGAAGCCGAGCAGCUGAAGAGCUGCAAAGAGGGCUUUCUAAAGAUGGUAGUUGGCUUUUUGAGAAGAAUGAAGCAAGAUGACCUGGCUGACUGUCUGCAGAGCAGUAAUGUUGUUCCAGUUCACCAGCACAAACUGAAAUGUAGCUUGAAGAAGAAGUUCCAGUGUGUGUUUGAGGGGAUUGUUAAAGCAGGAACCCAAACGCUUCUGAAUGAGAUCUACACUGAGCUCUACAUCACGGAGGGAGGGACUGGAGAGGUCAAUGAUGAACACGAGGUCAAAUGGAUUGAAAACGCAUCCAGAAAACCAGACAGACCAGAAACAACCAUCAGACAAGAAGAUAUCUUUAAAGCCGUAGCUAGAAGUGAUAGACCAGUCAGAACAGUGAUGACGAAGGGCGUGGCUGGCAUUGGAAAAACAGUCCUGACACAGAAGUUCACUCUGGAUUGGGCUGAAGACAAAGCCAACAAAGACAUCCAGUUCACAUUUCCAUUCACUUUCAGGGAGCUGAACGUGAUGAGAGAGAAGAAGUUCAGCUUGGUGGAGCUCAUUCAUCAUUUCUUUGGUGAAACCAAAGAAGCAGGAAUCUGCAGAUUUGAAGACUUCCAGGUGGUGUUCAUCUUUGAUGGUCUGGAUGAGUGUCGACUUCCUCUGGACUUCCACAACAAUGAGAGCCUGGCUGAAUCCACCAGGCCUGCCUCAGUGGAUGUGCUGCUGACAAACCUCAUCAAGGGGAAACUGCUUCCAAGGGCCAAUCUCUGGAUAACCACAAGACCUGCAGCAGCCAAUCAGAUCCCUCCUGAAUGUGUGGACAUGGUGACAGAGGUCCGAGGGUUCACUGACCCUCAGAAGGAGGAGUACUUCAGGAAACGAUUCAAAGAUAAGGAACAGGCCAACAAAAUCAUCUCCCACAUCAAGACAUCCAGAAGCCUCCACAUCAUGUGCCACAUCCCAGUCUUCUGCUGGAUCACUGCUACAGUUCUGGAGGAUGUGUUGAAGACUAAAGAGGAAGGAGAGCUCCCCAAGACCCUGACUGAGAUGUACAUCCACUUCCUGGUGGUUCAGUCCAAACGGAGGAACAUCAAGUACGAUGGAGGGGCUGAAAUUGAUCCUCACUGGAAUCCAGAGAGCAGGAAGAUGAUUGAGUCUUUGGGGAGACUGGCUUUUGAGCAGCUGCAGAAGGGAAACCUGAUCUUCUAUGAAUCAGACCUGACUGAGUGCAGUAUUGAUAUCAAAGAAGCCUCAGUGUACUCAGGAGUAUUCACACAGGUCUUUAAAGAGGAGCAUGGACUAUAUCAGGAAAAGGUGUUCUGCUUCAUCCAUCUGAGUGUUCAGGAGUUUCUGGCCGCUGUUCAUGCCCGUCUGACAUUCACUAACUCUGGAGUCAAUCUGAUGGCAGAUGAACCGUCAACCUCCCAAUCAUCUGAAACAGGAACUGAUGUCACCGUAGAGGCACAGUUCUACCAAACCGCUGUGGACAAGGCCUUACAGAGUCCAAAUGGACACCUGGACUUGUUCCUCCGCUUCCUCUUGGGUCUUUCACUGAAAACCAACCAGAAUCUACUGCGAGGUCUGGUGAGACAGACCGAGAGUAGCUCACAGACCAAUCAAGAUACAAUAGCCUACAUCAAGGAGAAGAUUGAAGAGAUUGUUUCUAUCGAGAAAAGCAUCAACCUGUUCCACUGUCUGAAUGAACUGAAAGAUCGUUCCCUGGUGGAGCAGAUCCGCCAGUCCCUGAGAUCAGGAAGUCUUUCCACGGAUAAACUCUCUCCUGCUCAGUGGUCGGCUCUGGUCUUCAUCUUGCUGUCAUCAGAAGAAGAUCUGGAUGAAUUUGACCUGAAGAAAUACUCAGCUUCAGAGGACGCUCUUCUGAAGCUGCUUCCUGUUGUUAAGGCCUCCAAGAAAGCUGUGCUGAGUGGAUGCAGUCUUUCAGAAAGAAGCUGUGAAGCUUUGUCCUCUGUUCUCACAAACCAGUCCUCCAAUCUGAGAGAAUUGAACCUCAGCAACAACGACCUUGGAGACUCGGGAGUGGAGUUGCUAUGUGCCGGACUCCAGAGUGAACAGUGUACACUGGAAGCUUUAAGGUUAUCAGGCUGUCUGAUCACAGAGAAAGGCUGUUCUUCUCUGUCUGAAGCUCUGAAGUCCAACCCCUCCCAUCUUAGAGAGCUAGACCUGAGCUACAACCAUCCUGGAGACUCUGGAGUAAAGUUGCUGUCUGCUGGACUUGACGAUCCACUCUGGAAACUGGACACUCUGAAGGUGGUUCCUUUGGGAGUCCAGUGGUUGACACCCGGUCUUAGAAAGUAUUCAUGUGAACUCUCUCUUGACCCAAACACGGUGUACAAAAACAUCAAACUGUCUAACAACAACAGGACAGUGACAUACGUGGAUGAGGACCAGUUACAUCCUGAUCACCCAGACAGGUUCGACCGCUGUCCCCAGCUGCUGUGCACCGAUGGUUUGACUGGUCGCUGUUACUGGGAAGCUGAAUGGAAGGGGAGAGUUUCUGUAUCAGUGACUUACAGAGAGAUUGGCCGGAAAGGAGACAGUGAAAACUGCGUUUUUGGGGAGAAUGAGCUCUCCUGGAGACUGAUCUGCUCUGAUGGUGGGCGUUACUACGUCUGGCACAAUAACAAAAGAACGUCUAUCUUCUCGUUGCCUUCCCCCUCUGACCCUCACAGAGUCGCAGUUUUUGUCGACUAUCCCGCCGGCACGCUGUCGUUUUACAGAGUUUCAUGUGACGCUCUGAUCCACCUCCACACGUUCAACACAACAUUCACUGAACCAGUUUACCCCGGGUUUGGGUUUGGGUUCCUGGCUGGUUCCUCGGUGUCUUUGUUCUCUCCUGAAAAGUGAGGUCUUCAUCAAGACAAGCGUACUGCUGAACAAUGAAGUUUGUGCACGAUCACAUUUCAGUUUAUCAGUGUUUUUGUACUCACAACCACAAGAAAGAAGUAAGACUGAACUGAAAAGAUUCUCUACACGGCCCCGUGACUACAAGCUUGUGCAAUAAGCAAAAUAUAAGAAAAUCUUACAAACACAUCCAAAGAAAAUGGACGAAGUUUACAAAGACGUCUACUGUCUUUAAUUCAACAAUGACUUUGUAGGAAACAUCACAGACUUACUGAAAGAAUUUGCCAUUUACAUUACAAACUCUAUUUUAAAACUGGGGUUGAUACCUCUUGUAAAACCAGGAAGAGUAAGCUACAUCUCAAAAUUAUCCAACCAGAAAAAUGUGAAUCCCCAAUCCCCAAAGGUCCUGUUUUCAGAGCACUCCAAGGUCACUAAAGCCGUCUCAUAGUAUUUCCAUGUCCCUUGAAUGUGAUCCUUACCAAACCUUAAACUACUGGUUCUCUCUCCUCAAAUGACAGCAAAUCUCUGAUGUCACUUCUCAUAGUUGAGUCUGUUUUUUUUUUUUGCGGCAUAGUUCUUCCCACCAGAGAUACAUAGAAAGAAAUAUUUUACAAGACAUCAGGCGUCCUGAAGAUCCAGUUUUCUUCAGUUAUCAAACUCUGCUGAUGUGAAGUUUCAUUUAAGUAUCACUAUGCGGCAGUGUCCAGUCACUAAGUGAUGGAGUGUGAAGACUCAAGAAGACUGGGACCAGCCUUCAAUUCUCUGUCUUUGGCAGUUCAAGAAAUUUGGGACGGUCCUCAAAAUGGCAGGUCGAAAACUUUUCCCGGUUCGACAAAGGACCGAGGGAGAUAGUUAAGAGACUUGAGACACACCAAUGGAAUCUGGCUAUUUUGUUUGGCUUUGAAAGGUUAAUAGCAGCUGCCUUUCACAGAUUGUCUCGGUCCAUGUAUCCCAAAAAGGUAUAGUGGACAGAGGAGACCGGGACAACUAAGCAAGCUAGCAAGACGUCAGUCUGGCAAGAAGCCUGGUCUUCAUUCCAGGUUUUAAGAAACAUUUAUGUAUAAAAUAGAUGCCUUAAUGAGGGGAAGGGGCUGCUUUCCAACAAGGACUUGAAGCGGUUUAAGCUUUUCCUUAGAAGGUUGAACCACGAGUUGGAUAAUGAUGCACAAGCAGUAUUAAGAGACUAGACUUUGCAAUGUGAUGGGAUGAUAUGUCCUUGGAGACAAGCCAUGAAGGACAAUAAUUGAAGGGUCCCAUUGUGUUUUUUGGCAUUGCGGCCCAUCUGCUUUGUCAUCAAGCACAUUCCCAGAGAGACCAAGAGCAUAGCACGUUGGUUUGUUUUGAGGUACCUACACUGAUUUUCUAAAGUGCUGUCAUAUUGGUUUGAUUAAUUUUAUUCUCUUUAUGUAAUUAAUGUGCAGAAUAUUAUUUUUUAACCUUUUCACUUUCUUACAGUGUUUCCUGUGGUAAUCUGUUUAAAAAGCAAGUCCUUUGAUGUUUCUUUUUUACAGUGUAUGUCUUGUUUGAUGACUUGCUUAUUUUGACACUGUGAUGUUAAGUUGUAAUUCCUUACUGUGAACACCUGAGGGCAGUAGACGUCUGUAAACUCAGUAUGAUAGGAGUGACUGCUAAAGUAAACCUAAAAAGUUUCAAAAAGAGGUUGAGUGACUUCUCAGAGGCUUCUAGUGGUCAGAAGUAGUCAGUGCAGCUCUGUGCAAGACUUCAUGUUGAAGCAAAUUUACUGAUUAGCAAGUAUGGGCACGAGUACUGACGAUAAAGACAUGAGCACUAUUAUGUAUUUAAUUAUCCCAGUGACACCUGAUGGACCAGUCAAAGUGAAAUAGUGUCAUAGUGACACUCUGUGACCACUGGAGGGCACAAAAAACACUGAUUACUGCUCUGUUGCUUGGGAUAAACACAAGUAUUAGUGUAUUAUUUUGUGUUCAUCUUUUACUUGUGAAGAUUGGUGCUAAAAGAAGAUAUAUGUGUACUCGGGCACGGUUGCUCUAGAUGUGAAUAGAUCAUCCUUAAUAACUGGGUACUCAUCUGCAAGUAGAGCAGUAAAGUCAAUCCUAAAAGUCUCCUGUUGAUUUGAAAACAUACCCAUGCUGCACGGGCCCAUUUCAUCCUCUGGGCUGCACGGUAGAUGUGGAGGUAGGAAGAGGGUCGUUGCUGCCGUCUCAAAAAUUAUAAAAACAUCCAUAAUAGCAGGAUGGAUUCCAAUGUCCAGUGUGAAAGACUGCCAUAGUUGCUGCUUCCACUUUCUUCUGUGUAUUUUCAAACCAAGUACAUGUAUAUCACAACCUACUGUGUCAGACUGUGUGCAUGGGCACUGGAAGCAAGUGUUAUUAUGAGUUGUGGUUAUCAUCUCAGCUCCUUUAAGAAUAUGAAGAAUAAGUGUUUGUAUUGAAAACUUCCCUGUCUGUUUUUGUGUUUUAAAGUGGUCAAUAAAUAAUUAAAAAAUUA